AUGUCCGAUUCGGAAGACUAUGAAUAUGAAUAUGAUAGUGACGAGGAACAGAUUGAGACUGAUGAACAAAAUAAUGAUAACAUAUCAAGUGCUAAUAUCGAGAGUAUCAAUGAGACUAAUGAUCCUACGAUACAAAAACAAUUACUACUAACUCGUGAAGCACAAAUUACAUUGGAAAAUACAUUCUAUGAAGCUGCGGAUUUUCGUCAACGUGGUGAAUUUGUCCAAGCAUUUGAGUAUUUUCAAUGUGUUUUAAAAUUAGAGAAAGAAUUAAUUGAAUCCAUAAAUGGACAGAAAUGGAGUUUUCAAGCAUUAGAACAGAUGGUGAAAAUAUGUCUCCAUCGAUCUCAAUGGGAUGAAAUGUUAGGUUAUUAUCAAGAAAUGUUGAAAUAUUUACCAUUUGUGACAAGAAAUGAAAGCACAGACUCGAUUUCAUUAAUUCUUGAUGUUGUAUCAACUACAAUCGGAUACAAGAAAGAAAGUGUGACAUAUAUGUUAAAAAUGUAUCAACUCACAAUGGAGAAACUUAAGGUUAUGAACAAUGAUCGACUUUGGUUCAGUAUGAAUGUGAAAUUGGGAAAAUUGUAUCUUGACAUGAAAGAAUUUGAUCAAUUGGAAAAACUAUUGCAACAGCUUUAUGCGUAUUGUAAAACACCUGAUGAAAUACAAGAUCAAUCAAAGGCAACGUCAUUGUUGGAUGUCUAUGCAUUGGACAUUCAGCUGUGCGUGGCAACCAAGAAUGGUGCAAAAUUGCGCGUUAUUUACCCAAAAACACUGGAUCUGGAUGCUGCCGUCGCUGAUCCGCGUAUUAUGGGUAUUAUCCGUGAGGAGGGUGGCAAAAUGUACUUGGAAGAAAAGGAAUGGAUGCUUGCAUAUAACGAGUUCUUUGAGAGCUUUCGCAAUUAUCAGGAAGCUGGUAACUCACGCACAACGGACUGUCUGAAGUAUGUCGUGCUAGCCAGUAUGUUAGCCAGCUCAGAUAUUAAUCCAUUCGAUUCGCGAGAAGCAAAGGUGUAUCAAGACGUGGAAGAAAUUAGCGCAAUGUUGUUACUACGUGGUGCCUACGAGUUAAACGAUAUUGUGCAGUUUGAAAAGGUUCUGAAGAAUCCCAAGUACAAACUGCUCAGUGAUCCUAUCAUGAAGCGUUACUUGAACCCGCUGAUGCGCAAUAUUCGAUGCCAAGUCAUGAAGAAGAUCGUACGUCCAUAUCAAACAGUUCACAUUGAGAGUCUGUCGAAAAGGAUGAACAUUACCAAGGGAGAUGUCGAAGACAUUGCUGUUGCACUUAUUCAAAAUUUGGAGUUGGACGCUAGGAUUGACCAAAGUCGAGGUCUACUUGUGCUGCAGACACGACAAAAAGCUCGAGAUGCUAGCAAGAUGUACGAUGCUUUAGACCGCUGGGCUCGAACACUUGCCGCAAUACAUACAACGUCUGCCACGCGGGUGAUGGCACAUCCAUGA
Messenger RNA from Peronospora belbahrii, 1461 nucleotides. The record is from the annotation of a GenBank genome assembly. Lineage: Eukaryota; Oomycota; Peronosporomycetes; Peronosporales; Peronosporaceae.